AUGCAGUCAAGAUAUCAUACGCCUACUUCUGCGUCCUCGUGUCGUAGCGCCGAGAAGCCUGGCAGUCGUGGCUUAGAGUCACAUGAUGUAGUUGACUCAACGCGAAGUUCAUUUGCCUCCCGCAUGCUUUUGCAUGUCCUUUCCGGUCGUGUGCUGGAGACUCAGCUUGACGAGGGUCUUGCGGAGUUGAUGGGGGGCAGUGACUCUUUAGACCUUGGUAGUGAUGAUGGUUCCGACAACUACGACUUUGGCGACGACAUGAACGCCACUUCUUCAACGGCGGUUUCAGUAACACCGUCCAUGUCUCUCUAUUCCAUCGCUCGCGCGGAGCAGAUGCUGCAGAAGACGGUACCGUUUGUGAAUGGCGGGCGACACAUUGCACUCACGGAAGAAGAUGUGCGCCGCAUUCGUGACAAGGAGCUGCUGCGUUUUUUGGAGACAAACUCCGCCAUUUUUGUCAAGUACCUCCAGCGCCGGGGCGAAGGUGCACCCGCAGAGGCAGAGACACCACCACCGUCAACCAACGAGGAGGUGAGGACUUCCAUUGACAUUGAACGGGAACUCGAAACACUGAGCCGGAAAAUUGCGACGUUCAUCACGGCCUUUGACAAUGAUGGGGAAGAGUAUCAUAUAUGUGUUGAUGGCGAGGGCAAAGUCCUCGUGCCGGUGGCCGCGGAAGAUGAAGAUGAAGAUCGACUCAGCACUGAGGUGGCUGCCGCAGAGGAGGGCGGCGAGGAUGAGAUCAGUAGUAGCGGCUGUCGCGAUGGCGAGAACGGGGAGGACGUGGCGGCGGUGCACGGGGUCUCUGUGGGUGUUUCCGGGGUUGUUGAGGAUGAGGUGAAGCGGCGUGAGAGCGCCAGGGGCGAAGUAGCGUCAACGGUACCCGCCGAGAAGACAGAGGUGCGUGCCUCAAAAGUAGUGACAGGCGAAACCCCGCUCUGUCGGCGACGUCUCGGUCGCAGCGUGCGUGUGCGUUCGCCACUCUCCGCAGUGGCGCAGAAGACACUGCCCGCGCCGCCAACACCUCCGCAGCAACCCCAGCAGCUUGAAAAGCCAAGGAAAGCAAAUAGGGCCAUAAUUGGGACAAGGCAACGUCUCCUUCCGACAAGAAAACAGCCGUCACUUCCGGUGCGAGGCGUCCGUCUCAACGGGGUUCAGAACCAACGAAUUGAGGAGAUCAUGCGCACAGAUUUCACAAAAGAGACGUCACCUUACGCGAUGCCAAUGGAGCGUCUCACGGCGUUGGAGGAGCGGUUGCGGUGGUUUCAGGAGGUCCGCGGCCCACUUGGCGUUGACGAGAACAACACCAUCGUCGACGACAGUGAACGUGACAAUUAUGACGAGGAAGCUUCCUUGUCGCCGCCGACACAGCAACAGAGCGAGCAACAACCGCAAAGAAGGAAAACAGCGCGCGAGCUUGGCGAUGCGUAUAUGCGCGAGGCGCGUGAGCAACGGGUAUUUCAGUCUCGAAUGCGUGCGAUCAACGCGCGGCUCUCGCAACUGCAUGAUUCCUUGCGGAUGGAGGUGUUGUGCCCGGCGGCGGGGGUGGAGCGAAUCGCUGGUGUGCCGCGUCCUAUUUGGUCACGCGAUGUGCCUCCGCCGCCAAGUGAAAGUGACGUUGCUGCCCUCCUGGAGGACGCCCGCCGCGAGAACGCCGUGGCGGUGGAAAAGGGCGAACCGACGGCUCCACCUGGCGGGGACAAGGGACUCGCCCACCUCCAGGAGAGGCUUCAACUCGCACUUCGCCGGGCUGAAUCCCUCGUAACGUCAUCUGCUUCUUCUCCGCUUGUGCCUUGA
Trypanosoma rangeli is the source of this 1797-nucleotide messenger RNA. RefSeq names its product kinectin. Bases 1 to 1797 code for a protein of 598 amino acids. The record is from RefSeq and is a predicted model, not a curated record. The transcript has a single exon. NCBI's taxonomy places the organism in Eukaryota, Euglenozoa, Kinetoplastea, Trypanosomatida, Trypanosomatidae.